Messenger RNA from Striga asiatica, 552 nucleotides. The record is from the annotation of a GenBank genome assembly. Lineage: Eukaryota; Viridiplantae; Streptophyta; Magnoliopsida; Lamiales; Orobanchaceae.
AUGAAAAAAAAGACUAGCUGGCCACUUGCCAGAUUGUUGGGGAUCCAGUUGACGAGCAAGAGUGACUUUUUGGGGAAAAUUUUAGAUUUUCGGCGAGACGAGAGUCGGAAAGUCUCGGGUGGCGGUGGAUGGCGAGGGCCGAGUGUGGCGGACGGCGUGCGACUAAGAAUUGGGAAAUCAAACCUGCAAAAGGAAAAUGAGAAGGAGAACUACAGACAGCCAUUAUCUAAUAGAACCAACAACGAUGGAAUCAAAAUCGAAAGCACAGCGAUUUCUAUCAGGUUAAGUGCGGCGGACGGCAGACGGCGGGUAGGGCUUGGAGGAUUUCAGUUUUGGGCUCUUCGAACGACAGCGGCGGUCAGCUACACGUUGAACGGAGGUCUUGGACUUGACUUGCAGGCGGCGGAUGUCAUUGGAAACCAGCGGUUGGUGGCAGAUCAGAUCUGGAGUACACCGUUGGGACAUGACACACUGUCCUCAUCUGGGGGUCAGCGACUCAAUUGUGAUGGCGUUGUAGCAAACGAGCCUCGAAUGUAUCGCUAUACGACAUAA